This is a messenger RNA of Hibiscus syriacus, 2875 nucleotides long. RefSeq names its product subtilisin-like protease SBT3.18. Gene Ontology annotation, molecular function: serine-type endopeptidase activity. Lineage: Eukaryota; Viridiplantae; Streptophyta; Magnoliopsida; Malvales; Malvaceae. The record is from RefSeq and is a predicted model, not a curated record. The transcript has 10 exons. Gene Ontology annotation, biological process: proteolysis. The coding region runs from base 479 to 2875 and encodes 798 amino acids.
ACAUUGAUUUCAAGGAUGUAAUAGCAACAAGGUUUAGGUGUAUUUUCAGGCUAUUGGUAGCAUUAGUAGGAAAGCAGAAAGUUUUCUGAGCUAAUUCAUAAAUGAAACACAUGCCUUUAGAAGAUGAGAUAAAUUGCAAAGGUAUUAUUCUAGAGAAUGAUGAAAGGGCACAUGCAUUGCCCCAUUGCCCUCUAUGGUAUUCAUGGUAUAUGAUGGAGCUUUAUGAAGAUAGUCUUUACUUUUAAUUUUAGCCUAAGAUCAUCGAUGUAUAUAGGUGCAACACUAGACAAGUUGGAAAAGCAAGAGUGGUGAGAGGAGAGUAUAGGGGCUGUUAUUUUCAUCUUUGUCAACUAACUUUGAAGGGAAAGUAUAAUCAUGGAUUCAAAGAGGUAUGCCAGUGUUGUUGCAGCCUUGAAAGCCUUUGAGGACACGCACUAUAACCAUCGAUCCUUUGGCCGACCACCAAUUUUUCAAAAUUAUGACAGUCUCUACUACACUAUUUAACCCCCAAAAGAACAAUAUAGUUCUUCAAUGGGAGAAAAUGGCUACUUAUAUUCUUCAAUGCUUCUGGGGUCUAUCCCUUGCAAGUUCACUUUCUUUCGUUCACACAACGUCCACAUCUCAUGUUUACAUAGUUUAUUUAGGGAUCAACCAAUUUCAUGACCCCAUCCUUACUUCCAAGUUUCAUAUUCAAAUUCUCUCUGAUGUGUUUUCCAGUGAAGAAGAUGCCAAGCAGUCCAUCCUCUAUAGCUACAGCAAUAGUUUCUCGGGCUUUUCAGCAAAGCUCAGUUCAUCUCAAGCAACUACCUUAGCUAGGAUGGACAAAGUAGUAUCAGUCUUCCGGAGCAAGACAUUAAAGUUGCACACAACAAGAAGCUGGGAUUUUCUUGGCCUAACUCUCGAUGAAACUCAAGUUAUUCCCAUGCAGUUCUCUUACGGCCAUGAUAUAGUUGUUGGGAUCUUGGAUACAGGCAUAUGGCCAGAAUCAGAAAGUUUCCAAGAAAAACCUGGCAUGGAACCAAUUCCAUCAUCUUGGAAAGGAGUAUGCGUUGAAGGAGAAGAGUUUGAACCUGCAAUUGCGUGUAACCGCAAAUUAAUUGGUGCACGUUACUAUCUCAAAGGGUUUGAACGAGAGUAUGGGCCUCUGAACAUGAGCGGUAACCCUGAAUAUAGAUCAGCGAGAGACUUUCUUGGUCAUGGAACGCACACCGCUUCCACAGCAGCUGGGUCUACAGUAAAAAAUGCAAGCUUCUUUGGCAUUGCCCAAGGCACUGCUAGAGGUGGAGCACCUCGGGCUAGGGUUGCAGUGUACAAAGUAUGCUGGGGCAUGAGUUUUGAUGGGAUCUGCACUGAAGCUGAUAUCUUAGCAGCUUUUGACGACGCUUUGCAUGACAGGGUUCAUGUAAUCUCAGCCUCCUUCGGUGUAACACCUCCUUUGUCUCCAUUCUUCGCAUCAAGUGCGGAUAUCGGCUCAUUUCAUGCAAUGCAACUUGGUAUUACCGUAGUAUUCUCUGCAGGAAAUGAUGGUCCGGAGCCAUCUCUAGUCCAAAAUGUUGCACCGUGGUCCCUUUGCGUAGCUGCUUCAACUAUUGAUCGAAGUUUUCCAACUGAAAUAGUCCUUGACAGAAACUUCUCCAUAACGGGACAAAGCAUAAUCAGCAAAGAAAUCAAAGGAAAACUGGUGAAUGCAGUCAGUUACUUUUUUGAUGGACUGUGCAGCUUGGGGAAUUGGAGACAAAGAGCAGCUACUGGGAGAAUAGUCCUAUGCUUUUACACUCCAGGACUAGUGUACGAAAUAGCACAAGCAGCUGUCAAGAGAGCAAACGGACUGGGUCUGAUAUUUGCAGAACCCUUUACCAAGCCGAUCGCGGAUGUUGACGAUUUUAUCCCUACGCUGCACGUUGACAUCAAUCAGGGGACUAUAAUAAAAAACUAUCUAGCGGAAUCCCCCAAGCUACCUGUAGUUCAGAUAUCACCGAGUAAAACAGUCAUUGGAAAGUCACCUGCACCGACUGUCGUGUACUUCUCUUCUAGAGGGCCAAGCACAAUAUCACCCGACAUUCUCAAGCCAGACAUCACUGGUCCAGGAAUCAAUAUAUUAGCAGCAUGGCCUCCACAAACUCCUCCAACUUUGCAGCCGUUUGACAACCGCUCGGUGCGGUGGAAUUUUCAGUCGGGAACAUCGAUGUCUUGCCCUCACGUUUCGGGAGUCGUCGCACUUGUCAAAUCUGCCCAUCCAGAGUGGUCACCAGCUGCCAUUAGAUCUGCUAUCAUGACCACAGCUUAUACGAGAGACACAACACAUGACAGCAUUCUCGCCGGUGGGUCAAUGGCCGGUUCGACGCCUUUCGAGAUGGGUGCAGGCCAAAUAAAUCCACUAAAAGCACUUGAUCCAGGACUUAUUUACGACAUGAACACCAGUGAUUACAUUCCCUUCCUCUGCAACAUGGGAUACACCGAACAACGAAUAAACAUGAUCGUUCUCCCCUCUCCCGGAGUCGACACCAGCUGCCGGAACGUGCACGAAACAAACGCAAAUCUUAAUUAUCCAUCCAUUAGCAUUCCAAAUCUCCAAUCCCCCAUCACCGUCAAAAGGACCGUAAGAAUCGUGGGAGGGCGGAAGACGGCGGUUUAUUUCGGCGCGGCCAAGGAACCCGAUGGAGUGGAAGUGGUGAUUUGGCCAAGGGUGUUGAUUUUUUCGCAUUCGAAGCGAGAAAUGUCUUAUUACAUCACGUUGAAGCCAUUGAAGAAGUCUGAAGGAAGAUAUGAUUUAGGUGAAAUAGUUUGGUCAGAUGGUUUCCAUUAUGUUAGAAGUCCGAUGGUCGUCCUCGUCAAUAACUCCGGAGAUGAUUUCACAGUUCGGUCUGCCAUUUAA